AUGAGUCCUCUUUUCCGACUUCUUUGGUUUAACUUAUUUAUUUGCGUAAAUACUGAAGAACGAGGCUUUAGAGUGAAGUUAGAUGAAUUUUCCGUGAGAUACAAGGUACGCGACUUGAUUGAACAUAUCGAUUUUCGAAUUGCUCAAAUUAACAAUCGGAGCUACGUCAACGGCGAGAUGACGCUGAAGUGUGUUGUAAGAGACAUUGAUAUGCACACCACUAUGGAUUUUUGGAAAGCGAACAAUCAAAACAAAAUAAAACUGUAUGACGUCCGAUUGGACGCCUGCGAAUUUCUGAGAACUGCUCACCGGAAUGGCCUAUUCAACAUAUACGUCAAAAGCUUCAAAAAACACACAAAAGCAGAUCUGAAUUGUCCUUUAAAGACAAACUACAACUACAGCUUAAGAAAUUGGCAUAUGAAUGAGAAGGACCUGCCACCCUAUGUACCAUUUGGAAAAUUUAGAACAAUCACGGAGUACUUUACGCAACAGCGCCUGGCACUUCGGAUAGUCACUCAAGGAAAAGUUGUCAUUAACAAGUAG
Molecule: messenger RNA, 543 nt
Organism: Drosophila kikkawai
Lineage: Eukaryota; Metazoa; Arthropoda; Insecta; Diptera; Drosophilidae
Source: RefSeq, a predicted model, not a curated record